Molecule: messenger RNA, 648 nt
Organism: Spirometra erinaceieuropaei
Lineage: Eukaryota; Metazoa; Platyhelminthes; Cestoda; Diphyllobothriidea; Diphyllobothriidae
Source: the annotation of a GenBank genome assembly
AUGGAUUCGCAAGUGACCGACCAGGCGGAUGUGUGCGGUGAAGGUGCGGUCGCAGUGAGAGUAGGUGUAGUCCUGGUCCUCACCGCUGGAGUCGAAGGCAGUGGGGGUGUUGUCGGUUGGUGUGUCAGGGUGGUUGAUGUGCGUGACGGUCGCCUGGCCGCCGUCGUUGGGGCAAUGGACAAGGAUGAUGAUGAUGAUGAUGAUGAUGAUGAUGAUGAUGAUGAUGAUGAUGAUGAUGAUGAUGAUGAUGAUGAUGAUGAUGAUGAUGAUGAUGAUGAUGAUGAUGAUGAUGAUGAUGAUGAUGAUGAUGAUGAUGAUGAUGAUGAUGAUGAUGAUGAUGAUCAGACCGAAGUUUUGGCAGGCGGCGUAGAAGAGCCCUAUGCUCCGUUGCAUCUACUCUUCCGAGAUGGUGUUCAGGGCGCAGUCGUCGUCGAAGACAAGUUCGUGAAUAGUGGUUGUGGAUACGUUCGAUUAAAAGUACAUCCGCCGUUGAUUCAGGAGGUGACCGUCCGUACUGUAGGCGAUGCGGAUCCCGGGGCGUUCGUCGCGGUAGGCAUCCAUCAGCAUGACAGAGAACGUAAGACUGAAGAGGGUGUUCUCCAGCACGCAUCCCUGCUUCACUCCGUUGGUCAUUGCGAAUGCCUCUGA